AUGUCAAGCACUGCAGGUCAAGUCAUAAAAUGCAAAGCUGCUGUUGCUUGGGAGGCCGGAAAGCCGCUGGUGAUGGAGGAGGUGGAGGUGGCGCCACCGCAGAAAAUGGAGGUCCGCUUGAAGAUUCUCUUCACCUCUCUUUGCCACACAGAUGUCUACUUUUGGGAAGCCAAGGCUCAAGAUUCUGUAUUUCCUCGAAUUCUCGGACAUGAAGCUGCAGGGAUUGUGGAGAGUGUGGGAGAAGGGGUGACCGAACUUGCGCCUGGAGAUCACGUGCUUCCGGUUUUCACGGGCGAAUGUGGAAAAUGCGCUCACUGCAAAUCCGAAGAAAGCAAUAUGUGCAGCCUUCUGAGGAUCAACACUGAUAGGGGUGUGAUGAUUCAUGACGAAAAACCGAGAUUUUCGAUCAAAGGGAAGCCGAUUUACCAUUUCGUGGGGACUUCAACGUUUAGUGAGUACACUGUGGUUCAUGCAGGCUGUGUUGCUAAAAUCAAUCCACUUGCUCCUCUCGACAAAGUUUGCGUGCUUAGCUGCGGGAUUUCAACAGGCCUUGGUGCUACAUUGAAUGUUGCAAAGCCGAAAAAGGGCUCGUCGGUUGCUGUUUUUGGACUUGGAGCUGUUGGUCUUGCCGCUGCUGAGGGUGCCAAAUUGGCUGGUGCUUCAAGAAUCAUCGGUGUGGACCUGAACUCGGCCAGAUUCGAAGAAGCUAAGAAAUUUGGUGUCACUGAAUUUGUGAACCCAAAGGACUAUAAUAAGCCAGUUCAAGAGGUGAUAGCCGAGAUGACUGAUGGAGGAGUUGACCGAAGUGUCGAGUGUACUGGAAACAUUAAUGCCAUGAUCUCUGCAUUUGAAUGUGUUCAUGAUGGAUGGGGAGUUGCUGUUCUAGUUGGCGUGCCUCAUAAAGAUGCCGUUUUCAAGACUCACCCGAUGAACUUGUUGAACGAGAGGACUCUAAAAGGAACUUUCUUCGGGAACUAUAAACCGCGCUCUGAUCUUCCUUCUGUGGUUGAGAUGUACAUGAAAAAGGAACUUGAACUCGAAAAGUUUAUAACUCACGAGGUCCCGUUUGCUGAGAUUAACAAGGCCUUUGAGCUUAUGCUCAAGGGUGAAGGGCUCCGUUGUAUCAUUCGAAUGGACUGAAGCUAAAAAUGAAUGUACCUUUUUUUAUCAGUGUUGUGUUUUAUGUUCAAAGAUGCCUCUCAGAGUUUCGAAACAUCGUUGUUCCCAGUUUUAUUAUGUGUACCUUGGGGCUUUCUCAUCUGCAAGACAAGUUUAAUUGAGUGAAUAAUCUGUUUUUGAGAGUUGUGACAGAGUUUGUAUGUUGAAUCUUGAUUGUACACAGAGAGAAUGUGAAGCCUUUGUUAAUUCAGCACAUUUUGAGCUUACAUUUAACUAUUUUUGUGAACAUAUUCAAUCAAUGAUCAAUACUACAAAUAAAGUAAUCAACACACACAUGGAAUAAAGGCAUCACAAACAUAAUCUUUCUUGUGAAAUCUUGAUUUGCACAAAGAGAGAAAAAAAAUAAAAAUUCCAAAGUAUGUUAUACACUCCCACACUAGUGUGUAUCCCGUGCGAUGC
Molecule: messenger RNA, 1578 nt
Organism: Striga asiatica
Lineage: Eukaryota; Viridiplantae; Streptophyta; Magnoliopsida; Lamiales; Orobanchaceae
Source: the annotation of a GenBank genome assembly